Molecule: messenger RNA, 2355 nt
Organism: Diachasma alloeum
Lineage: Eukaryota; Metazoa; Arthropoda; Insecta; Hymenoptera; Braconidae
Gene: mRpL3
Product: 39S ribosomal protein L3, mitochondrial
Exons: 5
Coding region: 133-1266 (377 amino acids)
Biological process (GO): translation
Cellular component (GO): ribosome; mitochondrial large ribosomal subunit
Molecular function (GO): structural constituent of ribosome
Source: RefSeq, a predicted model, not a curated record
UUUUUCGUGUGAAACCACAUGAGAGGUGCCCAACAAUUGUGGUUAUCCCAAUAAUUAAUCUUCUAAAUGGAAUAACAAAUGAUAGUGAAGCAUUGAGAGUGUCUCCGAGCUCAUAUUCUCCGAGUGAAUAUCAUGGCAAAGUUAUUCAGAGCUUGCUCUGGCUUCAACGUCUUCACCAAUUUCCUAAAACCCAGACUUGAAGUGGUGGUAGUGCCCAACAGGGGAAGAAAAAGGCUAAAUCCACCCCCUAAAAAACGCCAUCCCCUGUGGUUUUUGCAGCAGGAUCGUGCGCUGAACAAGGACGACAUAACAAAGGAGAAUGCAGCCUUCGUCCAGGAAGUGAUAGAAUCCAAGUAUGGCACCCCAGACCCCCAGAGUGGCUCUUACUCCCCCCUGAAGGUGCCCCCCAUCGAGCCGACAGCAGAGUGGACUCCAGAGUCCCGUCGCACAGGGGUGAUUGCCAGGAAAAUCGGCAUCUACCCCAUGUGGCUGAAGAACGGCAAAAAGGUCCUGACGACUCUGCUCCACGUCUGCGACAACCACGUGAUUAAGUAUAUUCCCCCUGAGGACUGGACACCGAUGAUCCAGCCCUCCAGACGCCCUGUCCUCCCCAAGAGAAAGCAGGGGUGUCUUCUCGUUGGAGCCGACAGUGUUGAUCCCCAAAAAUUCACCAAACAGUACUGCGGACUCUUCACCGAGGCUGGAGUCAUGCCUAAGAGACUCCUCUGUCGCUUCAUGGUGACACCAAAUGCUGCGUUGCAGCCGGGAACUCCUCUCAUGGCUUCGCAUUACAGAGCUGGGGAUUUUGUCGACAUCAGGGCUAAAACAAUGGACAGGGGUUUCCAGGGGGUGAUGAAACGCUGGGGCUUCAAGGGUAUGCCAGCAACCCAUGGAGUCACGAAGACCCACAGAAGACCUGGAAAUAUCGGUUCUGGUGGUAAUAAGUCUAGAAUCAUGCCUGGAACUAAACUCCCUGGACAUAUGGGAAAUCGAUACAGAAAAUUCGUAGGAAUCAAGAUUCUCCGAGUAGACUACAAGCACAACGUCCUCUGGGUGCUGGGCCAGGCCCUCCCCGGAGAGACAAACAGUCUCCUCCAGAUCUACGACAGUAUCCUGAACCACAGGAAGAUAAGGGAAACCGAGAGAGCCCCACCUUUCCCCACGUACAUCCCCGGAAAAGCGCCGCUCCCCGAUGUGCAAUGGGACGAGUCCCUCCACCAGUUCGACGCCCCAACGAUAGAAUUCGAAGUCCCCGACAACAAAUAAUCCCAACCCAUCAACUGAAGUAAUUGUAAAAACAAUAAAAAAUAACCACCACAACUGUUCAUUUUCCUGUAAAUUUAUUCAUAGCUGUAGAUAACUUCGGGGAAUUCAGGAUUGUUGCUACCUGUCAACAUGAGUGAUGCUUGACAUUUAAAAUCUUAAAAAAAAAAAUUAUAAAUGAGAUGAAUGUGUUUAUGCUACAGUUUUAUUGUUGCUGCUCCGUACAGAACGUCCGUUAUAUUUAAACCUACCGAUGAAGGAGUAGUGGAUUCCAAUUGAUUCUGAUAAUCAAUAGUAACUAUAAAUUUAACAUGCCUAAAAUAUACACGAGUGGUGGUUAUUCACCUCGUUUUAGUCAUCUCUUUUCCCCCAAAAUUAUGAUAAUUGAACCAAGACUCCAGACAAAAAAGCCCCGGCCAUUGGAAAAUACGAGUGACAUCCAAUCAAUUUCAGCGCAUAAUUUCACUAAAAAUCCUCAAAUCGAAUGCAGAAAAAAAAUUGAAAUAAAAUAAAGGAACAAUUCGAUAAUUAAUAUUCGACAUUACGCCCCACCUACCGAACUCAUCAUCGCAAAUAAUAAUCAUCACUGUUGUUUAUUCCUCCCGCGGGAAAAAAGAGUAUACGCACCAGGAACUAGACUCUUGGUUCAAAUUAAUGGACCACAGGCGCAAAGUUUCAUUAUCCAUAUUGAAGGAAGGAAAGGAAAAAAAUGAAAUAAAAAUAUAGUAUUGAACAGCGCCUCGUUAAUUAUCAUCGGAGCAGUGUGAUCGUAUCGUAAUAGAAGAUAAAGUAAAGCAAUGUGUCUCCGUACUCAUGUUGAGUUAAUGACGUCACAAUUACAGAUGUGAGACAAUCUCAGAAUUUGAAGCCCUCGCUUGGAAUUGUUGUUGUUGGAUCAAAUUCAAAUGUCACAUCAGUUACCUGAGGUGCAAGAUUUGUGUCAUCGGUCUGUAAAUUAAAAAAAUCAAUUGUUUAUUUAAAAAAUUCAGUAGGAACAAAUUAAUAUGAGGUAAUAGGCCUACUUGAAUAAAGUACCAAAGUACUUUAGUCAAAGUACCAAAGUACUUUGUUACUUUGGCUAAAGUGAUUUGU